Ctenopharyngodon idella (grass carp) is the source of this 2032-nucleotide messenger RNA. It is a transcript of the gene zdhhc16a, whose product is annotated as zinc finger DHHC-type palmitoyltransferase 16a. Gene Ontology annotation, molecular function: palmitoyltransferase activity. The transcript has 12 exons. Gene Ontology annotation, biological process: protein palmitoylation. Gene Ontology annotation, cellular component: Golgi apparatus. The record is from RefSeq and is a predicted model, not a curated record. Lineage: Eukaryota; Metazoa; Chordata; Actinopteri; Cypriniformes; Xenocyprididae. Bases 277 to 1437 code for a protein of 386 amino acids.
CCGUGACAGCUCACAUCCCUGCGCGUCAGACAGACGGACAGCAGAUGAAAUCAAAGGGGUAGAAACUACCUCUUCUAUUUAUUUGUCUCCAUCUGUCCCGAAAAAAAAAUCUUUCAGCGGUAUCAUGAGUUGAGUCCAUCGCAGUUUUAGGAGAAGAUCUUGGCCAGAUAAUCCAUGGGUAUCACCAUAAACCAUGCUUGCAUUAUUGGUUUGGAUCAGUCCACACCAACUGCUUAGGUGGAUACUUUGUUAAUCUAAUUGGCUUACAAGUUCAGCAUGGGGGGGCUGAACAUGCGUCCCUGCUCCACAGUCAUGCACCUGCUGCUGAGAUGUAUGCGCGGGUGUGGCAGGCACGGUCGCAGUCGCAUGCCCCGAAGACUGAGGCGGCCUCUGAGCUACAUCAAAUUGAUCUUCAAAUCCCUUUAUUUUAACUCACUCACUAACUCAGAGGUAGUGAUGGACUCCAUCCUUGAACCAGUGUUUUGGAUGGUGGAGGUUGUCACACGCUGGUUUGGAAUGGUUUUUGUAUUUUUAGUAGUUGCUCUUACCAGUUCUGUGAUUUUCAUCGCUUAUUUCUGCCUUCUACCGUUGGUCUUGCAAACGUACUCUCCUGGCUGGAUAAUGUGGCACAUUUGUUAUGGACACUGGAUCAUAGUCAUGAUAGCCUUCCAUUACUACAAGGCCACAAGCACUCCCCCUGGAUACCCUCCAAAGAUGAAAAAUGACAUCCCGUUUGUGUCGGUUUGUAAAAAGUGUAUAAUUCCUAAACCAGCUCGAAGUCAUCACUGUGGCAUCUGUAAAACCUGUAUCCUAAAAAUGGAUCACCAUUGCCCUUGGCUUAACAACUGUGUUGGUCAUUACAAUCAUCGUUACUUCUUCUCCUUUUGUCUCUAUUUGACUAUGGGCUGCAUGUACUGUAGCAUCAGCGGUCGCAAUCUCUUUAUCGAUGCAUACAAUGCCAUAGAUCAAUUCAGGCACAUGGAAGCGGAGAAACAGGGUGUUCCGGUGACAGGGAUUGGGUUGCUCAUCGGCAUUGUACCAUCAGAAGGCGUGGCUGGGAAGGAGGUUUCGCAACCUCCAUACACCUACAAGGACAGGAUGAUUCACAAGAGUAUUAUCUACAUGUGGGUCCUCACAAGCACAGUGUCAGUUGCCCUCGGAGCUCUCACACUGUGGCAUGCUAUACUUAUCACCCGUGGAGAAACCAGCAUUGAACGCCAUAUAAACAACAAAGAGGCCAAACGUUUGGCGAAACGUGGAAAGGUCUAUCGGAAUCCCUUCAGUUACGGUAAACUAAACAACUGGAAGGUGUUCUUUGGUGUAGAAAAGAGAAGUCAUUGGCUGACACGUAUUCUCCUCCCCUCUGGACACACCCCAUAUGGUGACGGACUGACAUGGGACAUUUACCCUCUUAAAAAAGACAUGAUGCCAGUCUGAGACAUUAAAGACUUGACUGUCCUCGUUGACGAAGACCAACACACUCAUCAGGGUGAGUCUCACCCGCUGUGCCAAAGCAGAACCAGAGCCCUGGGAACACGGGAGUCUGCAGAGCCCAGAUUUAGACAGUGAUCUCACUGGAUGACUUUUGCUCUUUUUGGCCAAAUGAAAGGGCUGUCCUCCAAAAAUACCAUGCAUUCAGAUGUUUUCUAUCAAUAUUUUGUAAUGAAAUCAUGGCAGUUGUCUCUGAUAUCUAUGGAAGAUAGUUUUGUAGCCAUGAGGGGCUUAAAGGGAUAGUUCACCCAAAAAUGAAAAUUUUGUCAUUACUCGCCCUCAAGUUGUUCCAAACCUGUAUGAGUUUCAUUCUUCGGUUGAACAUAAAAGAUAUUUUAAAGAAUGUUGGUAACCAGACUGUUGACAGCACCCUUUGACUUCCAUAGUAUUUUUUUUUUUUUUGUGAACGAACUAUCCCUUUAAUGUAUGAUUGUGUAAAAAUGAUUUUUAACACAUUAUUUAUGUCACUUACAGUAUCAUUAUUUAAAUCUUAAACUUGCCUAGAAUUUUAUUAAAUGUAAAAUAAAUGUUUUUCACAGCA